Molecule: messenger RNA, 3943 nt
Organism: Meriones unguiculatus (Mongolian gerbil)
Lineage: Eukaryota; Metazoa; Chordata; Mammalia; Rodentia; Muridae
Gene: Lamp2
Product: lysosomal associated membrane protein 2
Exons: 9
Coding region: 149-1387 (412 amino acids)
Cellular component (GO): membrane
Source: RefSeq, a predicted model, not a curated record
GCCCCUGGUCUUAUGACUGGGUCUGAAGAGACGACUCUUGGCUUUUGCAGUGCGGUGGUCUGUGGUCACCUGUGCUUUCGCUUUCCCACGGGCAGCGAGGGUGCUCUUUAGAAUCGCCGGUCUGCAUCGUUACCUGCCGUGAGGGAUCAUGAUGCGCUUUCGCUUGUCUCCGGUUUCGGGCUCCGGGUUCUUCAUGCUCUUUCUGCUCCUGGGAGCUGUUCAGGCCUACCCAUUGAAACUUAAUUUGACAGAUUUAAAAAAUGCUACUUGCCUUUAUGCAAAAUGGGACAUGGAUUUCCAAAUAACUUAUGAAACUACAAACCACACCUAUAAAACUAUAACCAUUUCAGAUCCUUCCAGUGUGACAUACGAUGGAAGCAGUUGUGGGGAUGACCAUAAUGGUGCCAAAAUAAUGGUACAAUUUGGAUCUGCUAUCUCUUGGACUCUGAAUUUUACCAAGGAAGUGUCUCAUUAUUUUAUUGACACCAUCUCGCUUUCCUACAACACCAGUGAUAGCACAACAUUUCCUGGUGCUGCAGCUAAAGGAAUUGUUCCUGUUACUCAUUCUGUGAGAUUCGAACUUUCAUUUGAUGUCAUCUUUAGGUGCAAUAGUUUAUUCAAUUUCAGCCAAGAAUCUGUUGUUGAGAACUAUUGGGAUAUUCACCUGCAAGCUUUUGUCCAAAAUGGUACAGUAAGUAAAAAAGAAUAUGUGUGUGAGGAAGACACCACUGAAGCACCUGUCAUUCAUACCACCAUGUCAUCUCCUACUACAACAUUUACUCCAACUUCAAAACCCACUCCUACUCCAACAGUUGGAAACUACUCCGUUACUAAUGGCAAUACUACCUGUCUGCUGGCUACCAUGGGGCUGCAGCUGAAUAUCACUGAGAAGGUGCCUUUCAUUUUUAACAUUAACCCCACUACAACCAACUUCACUGGCAGCUGUCAUCCUGAAACUGCUCAACUUAGGCUGAACAACAGCCAAAUUAAGCAUCUUGACUUUAUCUUUGCUGUGAAAAAUGAAAACCGAUUCUAUCUAAAGGAAGUGAAUAUCAGCAUGUAUUUGACUAAUGGCUCAGUUUUCAGCGUUGCAAAUGACAACCUUAGCUUCUGGGAUGCCCCCCUGGGAAGUUCUUAUUUGUGCAACAAAGAACAGGUGGUUUCAGUGUCUAAAACAUUCCAGAUAAAUACCUUUAACCUAAAGGUGCAACCUUUUAAUGUGACAGAAGGAAAGUAUUCCACAGCUGAAGAAUGUGCCGCUGACUCUGACCUCAACUUUCUUAUUCCUGUUGCAGUGGGUGUGGCUUUGGGAUUCCUUAUAAUUGCUGUGUUUAUAUCUUACAUGAUUGGAAGAAGGAAAAGUCGUACUGGUUAUCAGUCUGUAUAAUAAAAUCAAUCUAGUGCUUCCGUUGGCUAAAAGACAAGAAUCACUGUGCAAUAAUAGGAUUCACAGACUGAGUUCAGUGAGUUGCAAGCUGGCUUGGGUAUGAGUAGAACUUUAAAAAUGUGUUAGGACCAGUCUUUUUUCCCUUCAUUUUCUUCUCCAUUUGUUAAGGUGUAAUUGAAAGAAAACUUAAAACUGCAACUGUCUUUUUAAGGUAAAUAAUUUUAAACAUCUGGAUCCAAUUUUGAAAAUAUUUUUACUGAAGUAUAAUUUUAUAUGUUGCAGUUAGUUGUAUUUUGCUACUUUAAUGUUAUUUACAAAAUCAAACAUUAUAGAGAGUUUCACUUGCUUUCCAAAAUAAAUUUUAAAACAUAAUGAGUUCAAUUUCUUUGAUGAUGAAUCAAAAAUUUGGCUCAUAAUAAGAAUGACUUUCUUCACUUUCUAAUGAGAAUUAUUUAAAUCUCUGUAAUUUUGUUACUUUAAAAAGGGGUCUGGAAUAUACCCAGUUGCACUACAUGCAUAUGUGAAGUUCUGGGUUCCACCCUCAAAACUGCAAAAAUGCACUCAACAGAAAAUUCUGCCAAUUUCUCCAUUACUGUUACAGUUACUAUAUUUUAACAAGGAUUUUUUUGGCUUAUGCAGUUUGGAAUGUAUUGAGUAUAUCAAACCUGACAUUUUUACUGCAAGAUGAAGCAAUGCUGUCAGCGGUUUUUGUUUGUUUGUUUUUGUAAGGUGUUGAUUUAGAAUGGGCUAUGUUUUCUUUUAAAGGCUAUAAUUUAGAGUUGCUUCCCAGCUUAACUUGUUCAGAAAGUCAAUUCAUCCUGUAUUAACAAAAGAGAAAGUCUUCCGUAUACUUUCUGUGCUUCAGUGAGUUCAAGUUGCUAUUUCAAAUGCAUUGACUUCUUCCUCUCACAGUAGCCAGUGCUAACUGUGAAAUCUAGUGGACCCUGACAGUGUGGCUGCCUAACCAAAGCUUGCCUGGGAUGAUCUUAUAAAUGUUUGCUAUUCAUUCAGACGUAUCCCUGUGGGAGCCACUAUGUUUGCUCGAUUCGUUAGCUGCUGAGUUACUUUGGAAGUUUAAAGCUGUACAUGUUUAGGUCCUAAAUGCCAGCUUUGUAUACCUGAUACCAGCACGAGGCAGAUGUUGAUUUCUCUCUAGCUAUUUUCUUUCUCUACUAAAAACAGAAGAGUCCAAAGAUCUGCUUUCACUUUAGAGACCUUGUUUAAGCCUAAAAUAUUGAUCUUAAGUGCAAGUCAGUGGCUCUCAACCUGUGCAUCAUGACCCUUUCAACAAACCUCUGUUGCCAGGUCAGGUGCACUGGCACACGCAUGAAUUCCCAGCACUUGGGGAGGCAGAUGCAGGCGGAUCUCUGAGUUCAAGGCUACCUUGGUCUGCAAAGUGAGUCCAGGCUAUACAGAGAAAUCCUGUCUCGAAAAACUAAAAAAACCAAACCUCUGCCUCCAAAAAUAUUUACAUUAUAGUCCAUGACAUUAGUAAAAUGACAGUUAUGACGUAGCAAGAAAGCAGUUUUUUGGUAGGGGUCACCACAACAUGAGGGUUGCAGCAUUAAGAAGGUUGAGAACCACUGGUCUAAGUGAUGUUAGUUUGGUAGUAGAUCUCAGGAUCAAGUCCCAAUCUACCUCAGCACACUGCGGCUGCUCACCACCGUGCUGCUGCUGUGAACUGAUGCCAGGAUAUUUUCUCAUUAACUACAGUUAUGAAAUCCUGUUUAAAAGAAAGCAGGUUUGCCAAGAUGCUUCCUUACUCUCUUCUCUAUGUCCAGUUCAAAAGCAGAAACUCCGAACUGGUUAGAAUGCCAGGUUACGAAGUCUCUCUCCUUUAACAAAGGCAAGUGCUCCACUUGCUCUACUGUAUACACCAUGGCUUUUGACAAGACGUCUUCCAAAGGCCUUUGCUUGUUUGUUAUUUAGCAAAAGUCAUUUAGCCAAAUUGCUGGUACUAUAAAGAACAGUGGCUUCCUUUCAAUAUGUAUUUUGGAUAUCAUCUAGAAGCCUAAUUAAUUAAAUGGACUUUUUGGCUUGCUAAGCAUAUGACUUGAAUAUUCAGAUAGGUUCCAAAAGGAUGGUUUUAUUCAAAACCUUUUUACUUUUUGAGCAGGAAAUGAAUGUAACUAAUUCUUCAUUAGGUGUCAUGUCUUUAUCUUAGAUAAUUAGCAGACAUGCAUUAAAAAGCAAAAUAAUAGGUUUAAAAAAAACUGUUUCAACUCCAGUCAAAUAUAGGAAGUUCAAAGUCUGUGAACCAAAUUGAGUGUUCAAUUAACUUUUCUCUGUGAGUUCAUGUUAUACCAAUAUAAUAGUGGAUCAGACUAAGACUUUGAACACAUGAAUAGUGAACCAUUUUCCACCAGAGCCUCGUUGGGGUAACUGAUGCCUGCUGUUCUUUCAAGUGUUGGAUAUGUUCAUUGAAGGAACUAAUGGACCCUGGGAAAAUAAAGUAUACUGUAGUAUUAUUGUUUGAUGUCAUAUAUGUGAUUUUAGUUUGCUACCUUAAAGCUAAUAAAGAUAAUACAUUCCAUGCCACCAUGGAUAACUUCAUUU